Molecule: messenger RNA, 2955 nt
Organism: Hydractinia symbiolongicarpus
Lineage: Eukaryota; Metazoa; Cnidaria; Hydrozoa; Anthoathecata; Hydractiniidae
Product: protein kintoun-like
Exons: 17
Coding region: 13-2781 (922 amino acids)
Biological process (GO): axonemal dynein complex assembly
Cellular component (GO): cytoplasm
Source: RefSeq, a predicted model, not a curated record
GAAAAAUUAAAAAUGGUUGGACAUACAGAAAAAAGUGAAGAGUUUGAAAUGACAGCAGAUGAGAUGGAUAGAAUCAAAACUGCAUUAAAGGAUGAUCGUUUUCGUGAAUUACUUAUUCAAUAUGCUGGUGAAAUUUCAGAUCCUGUUAAUAAAAAGAAAUAUGAAGAGGAAAUUAUCGCAAUGGAAAAACAGAGAGGACAGGAUGUUAAACUUUUAAAACCUCAGUCUGGAUUUGUUGUAAAAACAAGUCAAUUAUCCAAUAAUAAGAAAAUUUUUAUCAACAUUUGCACCAGUCCUGAAGUUGACAUCUUCACUGUCACCAGCGGUAUUCAAAACGGAGCUGCUGGUUCACAUGUUUCAUUACCACACAGUUUGACACCAUGUAGAGAAGACUUGGAUAAAGCUGGAAAGCCAUGUCUUGUUUGCGAUGUAUGUUUUCAUCCUGAAACUUAUCAAAAGUCUCUACAGGACCAAAGAUUUCGUCAGCUUCUAAUAGAUACUGCUUUCGAUGUUUUAGAGAAGACUCUGGAAAUGGAGAUUGACAGAAAAAAUGUUAAGUUUCCUAAAAUAAAAUACAAAGGGAUGCCACAAGCAUCUAUCAUUCGACAGACAUCUCUACCGGAGAAUGAAAAAAAGUGCACGAACAGCAACAAUAACAACAAUAUUUCUUCUAUGAUUAAUGAAACUCAACAAAAUCCCCAUGUAAACUCACACACGAAUUCUGAUGAUAUUUUAAUUAUCAAAAAUAAUCAUCCUGCUACACCAAAAUAUAAAAUCGUUCACAGAGGUUAUUUUGAUCUGCAGGACUUCACACUGUCUAGGGAAAACAUGUCAGCAAUUCCCAAAGAGCUUGUUAUUGAAAUUGAGCUUCCACUUGCUAAUUCAGCUAACGGAAUAGACUUGGAUAUAUUUGAUAGGCAGCUGGUUCUCAAUAGUGAAAACCCAUCUUAUCAUUUAGAUAUUUCACUUCCAUAUAAAAUUAACGAAGAUGAUGGCCGUGCACAGUUUGACAAAUCCAAAAGAAUACUCAUUGUGACGUUACCUUUAAACCGUGAAAUAACACACGUGGAGAUAGUAGAAAAACCUUUAGUUGAGGAAGUACUUGAGAAUGAUACAGUGGCGCGUGAAAAUGACUCAUGCUCGAAGAACAGUGAAAAUGAUAAGACGAACUCGGCGCUUGUGAUAGAUACUGACAGUACUACAUCGACAUGCAAUAAUCAUGUUGCUAAAAGAGAGGUUUCGCACCACCAAUCUGAUAUUGUUACUAACAGUGUGUCUAAUUCUGAGAAUGUUAUUGAUGAUACAACAAUGCCAAGUAUUGAUAGUAAUAAAAUAACAGACGACGUCGUCAUUGGUGAGUCAAGUGAUGUCGAAAAGGACGGGGACGUUUUUCUUGAUAAUGAAGAGGCGGUAAAGCGUGAGGAGGUGAAGUUUGACACAUCCCUUUUAGAAACGUUUUCUGGCUCCUCACAACUUCCUCCGUAUGAUUGCGAUCAAACAAUUGACAAGAUCAUCAUUGUCGUCAAUGUACCUAAUAUCACUGUAGGAAAUAUUUCUCUUGGUCUGGCACCACAACAGGUUUGCUUAAGCUUUCCACAAGAUGCGGUUGAUUCGUAUUCAAGUGACUGGAACAUGUUAAUUCAAUUGGCUGAUGGCAAUUUUCUGGAGACUGAGGAAUGUGGAUUUGAAAUUCAUGAAGAAUGUCUCGAGUUAAAUUUAAAAAAAUCUGAAGAUUGUUUGUGGAACAAAAUAUACAUCGGUGUUUCCCAAUCGUCUUUAAAGGAGGAGAUUUUUAUGACAGGAGAGGUAACCAUGGAUAUGUUACAGGAGAUUGAAGACACUUUAAAACCUGUUACAGAAAAUUCUGAAAUCAAUCAAGUGCGACUAGAGGGAAGGUUGCAACAGCUACUCGAUCAACAAGAGAUGACAUGUGGAGACGAAACAGAAGACGAUGAAGAAGAGAAGGGUGACAUUGCGUUGCCAGAUGUAACCACAGAAAUUCAUGCAAAGGUCUCCAACCAAUCAGACCAAGGCGAUGAUGAGCUAUCAUUAAAAGUAAACCUGUUAGAUUUACAGGACGACGUCAUUGAAGAUAGCUCACCCUUUACAUCGCCGUCAUGUGACGACGCCAAGACGCUGAAGUCGCGUUUAGAAAAGCCUAGAGUAGAACGUUCUAUGAGUCAACAGUGCAUCAGUAAACAUCGAUUACGGUCAAUUCUGAAACGCUCGAAAAGUGACGGUGCGAAUUAUGACACGGAUGAAGAUUACGUGUAUACUCGCACGCGAGCAACCACACUGUCGGAUGACUAUGCUUACGAUUCCGAUAAAAAAGAAUACGGUAGACGAAGAAAUAAGUCGGUGACAUUUAAUGAAGAGCCGAUCGUGUUUGAAUUUACGAAACUGUCGAAACGGGAGUGGAAACGACUACAGAAAGAAGAUAAACAACGUGUGUGUCUAGAUAAGAAGGUGAAAGAAAUGUUAAAUGGAAAUAAAAACAAUCCAACUUCUUCCAGUGGUGACGAGAAGAAAGAAACUGACCCAAAAGUCAAGCAUGGGAAGAAAUGGAAAAAGAAGGAAAAAAAGAGACUGAGAAUGAAUUCAGAAAGUCGCUCUGAAGAAGAAGCAGAAGUAGAAAAUAAAAAAUCACGUAAAAGGAAGAAAAAGAAGAACAAAACAACCAACCAAAACAAUCCGAGUGGUUGUUCAAAUUCGUCUGGUGGAGAACAUGAUAGUGCAACAAAACCUUCACUUAACAAUCCUUUAAUAUUUGAGUUGGAGUGAUAACUACCUUUUUUUGUUUCUACUUCGUCUUAUCUACGUUUUGUUUGUAAAUAAUUUUUUUUUAGUGUUGACAUGUCUCUCCUUGUUUACGUUCAAUUUGUAUUCGUUCUAAGAAUUUUUGAAUGUAUGAAAGGAGUGCAACAUAGAAUAGAAUUCGUGUCGUGUUUAUCGUAA